This is a messenger RNA of Triticum urartu, 2932 nucleotides long. The record is from RefSeq and is a predicted model, not a curated record. NCBI's taxonomy places the organism in Eukaryota, Viridiplantae, Streptophyta, Magnoliopsida, Poales, Poaceae.
CCUGUCCGAUGGAGCAUCCCCGAGCAGCACCUGUCCAAUGGCUCGGGAAGGAGUACUCCCGUCUACCACCGGUCCCUCCCCCGCCCUCCUGCCGCCGCCAUGGCCAUGGCCUGACGGGAUCUCGCCUUCCCCGCCAUGGCCAACCUCCGGUGAAGAAGCUCGCCGUGCCUACCAACGCCCCAGUUCCGGUGGGUUGCUCCAAGUUGCUUAGUAGCUUACCUUCAAUCGUUGGGUCAACGCAUCUACAGAUGAAGGUAAUUGAUGGUUGACGCUCCACUUCCUCUCCCCACGAUCUGCACAAGAAACUGAAGAAAUUGAUGAUUGAUGCUUCACUUACUCUCCCCACGAUCUGCAGAAGAAACUGAAGAAAUCCCCUUUAAAGUCUGCCCCACCUCAGCUCAUCCUUUUCACAUCAUCUUCCAGCAUGGGUGGACGUCUCCCAUAGGGUGUUCAUAGUGCUUCCGCUGGUGCUUCUCACUUCAAUCAUCUUGGUUAUUCUUCCCUUGCUGCAUGCCCACGUGCCUCACGUUUACAGCUCCUACUGGUAUACAAUGUUCCCACCCAGUGCUACUCCUAAAAUUUGAUCCAUCUCCCCUAUGGAGUCAACUACGAAAUUUAAAGAUAUUACAGUGGGACAGCAAAACUGUAAGGUCUUUGCACGGGUAAUAAGGCUUUGGGAUGCUAUAAAUACGAAUCCCAGAUAUGGAAAUGCUUUGAUCAGCAUUGAUGGCAUUCUCUUGGAUGAAGAUGGAUCCAUGGCACAAAUUAGUGUGCCUAAAAAAUUUGAAAAACAAUUUCGUGGGUUGCUAUCUCAAGGAUCUGUCUAUAUUAUUUCAAAUGUUGCAGCUAUCGAUAUCAGAAGCAAAUCAUAUGUCUAUCGCCAUCAGAAUUAUAUGCUGCAAUUCAAACAAGACACAAAGGUUCAUCCGCUACAUUCAAGAGGUGCAGAUAUACCUACACUUUCGUUCGACUUUUGCCCAUUUGAUCAGCUGCCACAAAAAGCAAUUGAUUCCAAGCCACUCCUAGAUGUGAUAGGAGUAAUAUGUGAUGUUGGUCCAUAUGACUAUGCUAGCCAAACAUCUCAGCACAAAUUUCGGAAGAUCAAAAUUCGCAACCUAGUAGAACAAACACAAGAAUUAGUUCUAUGGGGCCAGCAUGGAGAAUCAUUUGAUGAAGAAACAGUACUUAAAAAAUCUCAAGAAGGAAUUGUCAUAGCCAUUUUUGCUGGUGUAACUGCAAAUCUACAAAGGUUUACAGGUAUGAUACAAGGAUCCUCAAGUUCUGCGACACAAAUAUAUCUUGAUCUUGAUAUACCUGAAGUUCAAAAGUACCGCACCAGCUAUCAAUGGAAAUGCCCAACUCUACAAAAGCAUCUCCCUCAGGUCAAACAAGUAUCUCCACUUGAAGCAGCAGGCAAACUAUACACCAUUGAAGAAAUAUCUAACCUUCCAGCAUCAUCUUUUCAGGGAGGAGCAACCUUCAGCACUAUCGCAAAAGUAGCAUCAAUUAUACCGUCAGUCAAAUGGUACUACAAAGCAUGCAAGCGUUGUGGAAAAGGAUAUAACAACAUGACAGAUACCCCAACAUGUGGCUGCCAAUUUCCAGUUCCAUGCCCAAUGUACAAACUUCCCCUUACACUAACAGAUAACUCGGGAAGUUUGGAUGCAAUUGCUUUCGCUAGAGUAGCUGAAGACUUAGUUGAGCGUCAUGCUGAUCAUGUUUCAAUGAGUAUGAAGAUAGAAGCUACAGAUCAUGUGCUUACCCUGGAUAAGGCCAUUGGUAAAGAGAAGUUAUUCUACAUAGGAAUGAACACUGAUUCGUCUGCCAAGUACCCUAUAAAUUAUGUCCUGAGAAAAAGUUUCUCUGUCAACAAUACUGAAUCAACACCUGUUCCACGUGCUCCAAAGUCAGGCGAGGAUACAACCACCAAUGACAAUACUCCUACAACUCAUAAGCUAACGUCUAUCAGCAUAAAGGAAAACGAAAAUAGGAUCAACGCAAAAAAAAGAAUUGAUUUUACUGAGAGUGAUGCCGACAAAUCUAACAGCUCAAAGGAACUGGAAGAAAGUACUGCGAAAAAGAACAAGCAUGAGAAUGUAGAUACACUUCCAGAAAAAUUGCAUCAACAGGAACAGCCAGAGCAGGACAACUUGCACUCUGCUACAAAUGAGAAAUGAGGAAUAACGUACAUCGCCUACAACCAGAAAUAACAUAGUCCUUGUGUUCAUACCACUUUGCUCAGUUUCUAUUGUAACCAAGGAACAUUACAAAUUUUGUCCAACUACCAACUUAUCAGUGGUUCCAGUUUAUGUUCUCUGCAUUAAAAUACAUGAAUGCUAAUUUGAUUUUUGCAUUAACCAUUACUUAAAAAUCUUUCGGUUAGACAUUCUUUCCCAUGUGAGACACCUAUAUAAGACCCCCCAUAAUAUAUUGUACUCGCCACAACUUCAUCUUUCAAAUCAAAAUUUUUUGACUACCGGCACAAAAAUGGACAGCCAACACGAAGGCAACAGGUACGUCUACUGCAUAAAAUGUUGUUUUCUACAUCCCUAUGCUUGCUGCAAAUAACAUUAAACACAUAAAUCUUUCUCUAGGAUACAAUAUGAUGGACCAAGGAAUGUUCUGCCCCACUCAACAACUAAUUCAUCAAGGGCUCAGAAGAAGUACAUGGAGGCAACUGAAAAGAAAAAGACUACUCCAAAACCACCAGUGUCUGUUGCUUUCAGAGAAACCGUUGAACGUGAAGACAACACCACCAAAUACAUCUUCAAGUACAUUACGAAAGGAACCCACAUGAACAGAUAGUUCUCAACGAAGAAGACCCCAACUACAAAUAAAUUAUACCACAUAUUAUCUUCUUUUUAUGAACAACGUAUAACUAUGACUAUACAUAUGUAUUUUCUAAUUUUCAAUAAGUAUUUAUGAUUAUACA